UGAGCCGCCCUGGAUAAGUAUAUCAUCUUCCGUGAAAACAAGAAUGAAAUGUACACUGAGGAAACUGGCAAACUAACAGUUUAAAGAAAUGUAUCAGAACUCCGAAACCAGAGGAAAAAAUGCCAGUGAAAUAAAUUGCGCAGUAGGCGCAUGCGGUGACAUGGGCUUCCCUUAAGUAUGACUUGCUAGGAAACAGACAUUUCGGAACGAAAAUGGAAAAGCGCAACGAGGGUUAGCAGAACAAACCAGGAACUACUGGAAUAUAUGAUGAAAGGAUUAUAAACCCAGGAGGUAGGCCAUUAAAUGCCAGUCUCAAGUGCUGCCGCGAAAGCCGCCGACAAAACUAUUCAGAGCGGAGGUUCGUCAGCCAGUAUCUAAGGUUGGUACAGCCUCAUUUUAGGCAUUUCGUCUCAUGAGUCAAAAUCAAAGAGUAAUCCAAGGCCAUACAGACUUAUCAGGAUCAACUGCAGGAACUCGAUACUCGGCUCCACCCCAACACCACAACUGUAGAACUAAACACAGAUGAUCUUGUGGAUAUGUGAUCUCAGUAUCCAGAAGCAGUGUGCAUAAGCUUGUACAACAACUUCAGGUUGAACAAUUGAAUUAUUUGCUUCAGGGUUCUGGCAGUAGCAUUUCUUGUUUACUCUGCUGGCAUUUAUGUAACCUCUACCUUAAAGAAGAAUUUUAAAAGACCUGAGCAUUCAGCUCAGGUGACAAACAUGAGUACUGGGCGUAUUAAGCUUUACUUAUGGCUUAUUUGUGCUUUUACUGCAAACAUUUUAGUGUACACAGUAAUCAAAUUAUCAAAAUCAAGCUCUGCAGAAAUACUUAAUGGGAAAAAAGGGGUGACUAUUCCACAGAAGUUCUGGAAGUAUGAAAACACAGAGAAAAUGGCACUUUGGAACUUCCUACAGUUUCAUUAUGAGAAAUCACUCAAUCCUGUCUUUAAUGCUACAAAAAGAAAAUAUGACAACUCUUCAUUUCCAGAGACUUUCCAAAAGCUUGUAUUCUCUACUAAAGCUAAGCAGAUUUCUUCAUUUCCAGAUCAGAUAAAAGAAUUUAUUUGGUCUAUGCAUCAUCGAAAUUUCACUCUUGUUAUCAACCAAGAGCAUGUUUGUGAUGAAGAUUUGGUUUUACUACUGGCAGUCAAAUCUCUUAUCCCAAAUUUUGAUCGGAGACAAGCUAUUCGGCAGACCUGGGGCCAGGCAGGGAAAGUUGGGAAUGUGACAGUAAAGGUUGUAUUUUUGCUUGGAUCACAGGACCACACAAGAGGUGAUCCAAACCUUUUUGACCUUCUGAAAUUUGAAGAAAGGCACUUUGGUGACAUUAUUAUGUGGCACUUUAAGGAUACCUUUUUUAAUCUUACCAUAAAGAAUCUUCUGUUUUUUCAGUGGCUUGAGGACUAUUGUCCAAAUGUCCAUUACAUUUUCCAGGGAGAUGAUGAUAUUUUUGUCAACACAGUUGCUCUUGCUGAGUAUAUUUCAACGAAAGACAUUAGUACAAGUCAGAAUAUGUUUGUAGGUCAGGUAAUUUCUGAUGCCUCACCAGUUCGUGAUAGAAAUUUAAAGUAUUAUAUUCCAGAAGAAUUCUAUCAAGGAGCCUAUCCUCUAUAUGCAGGAGGUGGAGGUAUCCUUUAUUCUGCAAGUCUUGCAAGAAGUCUUAAUGCUGUUUCCAAACAUGUUGUGGUGUUUCCUAUUGAUGAUGUGUAUAUCGGCAUGUGUCUCCAUAAACUUGGCAUUAUCCCAGAGAAUCAUGAGGGCUUCAGAACAUUUGAUAUAAGAGAAGAAGACAGACAUGACAUUUGCAUUCAUAAGACUCUUAUUUUAGUGCAUCAGCGAUCAUCCCAGGAAGUCAUUAAGUUGUGGAGAGGAUUGCAUGAUCCAUCUUUGAAGUGCUAGUACAGAAGGGUAUUUAUUCAUUGCUGUUGAUGUAAUUGAGCAAGAUUUGUAAACAUCAAAUCAAGAAUAAUGAAGAGAGGAAAUAGGAGUCUAACUAUUACGUAAACUCAGAAAAAAAAACUCCCUUUGUUGCCUCAGGUUUCCUGGCUGUACAAAAACACUAACCAUACAGUUGAAAUGGCAUAUUUUGCUCUUCAGAACAGUAAUAAUAGAGAAGUGAAUGAACUAGAAAUCUGAAUGCCUUAAGAUGCAUGCAAAUCUGAAAUAUUUGAAAACAGUAUGUAAUUAAAACAAAUAUGAUCACACAAAUGGAGUAUUUGAAGACUGAUCAGGAUUUUGUAUAUGAUAAGCCUAAUCGUGCUGUACAUAUUUUUUCUUUUUGAUGUCUCCAUUUAUUUGUGUCAAUUUCUCUAUUGUAGAAUUGUUUUUGUUCUUCAUUACAGCUACUAGAAAUCUUUUCUGAAAGUACACUGUAUAUAUUAGUUCCAGUUUCAUAGAAUGACAUCUCAUUCUUCAACUUUUGCCUGUGAAACAUACCAUCUUUUGGUGGUGUCCUUUUUGUUACUCCAUUAGUUGUUUAAAGGUGCCUGUUCUUGUACCUCCUACCUCUUUUUCAAAGCACACAUUAUGGUACUUAGAAGCUAGUCAUUCAGACUUUAAUGUGUAUGUGUGCUGCUUUACUUGCCCUUUUCCAGACUGCUCAUUGUAUUCUUCCAGUAACACGGUCUUCAGAACUUGGCAUAAUACCUUGAUGGAGUCUUGUCAGUGAUGUAUGAUGUGAUACCGCCACCAUUUUUUUGUGGGACAUUUUGAUGAAUGUAUAUGCUGUUCUACUUUGUCUGUUCUAGACUACUGUUGUGGUCCUGCAUAACAUGGCAUAGAAUCAUGUGGGUGGUUCUUGGGGAUUUAUGCAAUGACAAGACCACCUUUGUUUUUUGUGGGUGCUUAUCUCUCCCUGUGCAUCCCGCUGCUUCAAGCAUUUCUCAUACUGCUUAAUCCAUUUGUUACCAUCUGGGGGUAAUUAACACAUUCAGCUUUUUUUUUUUUUUGUCUUGGUACUCUAUUUUCUGUUCCCCAGCCUGAUCCAUGUGAGCAUUUGAGUAUGUCUUUAAUAAGGGGCUUUCUGAGCUAAGGUUAAGGCUACUGUAGGGCUUCUAAAAGCACUUUCAUUCUCUGGCUAAUGGGUGUGUAAGCUGGGUGCUGACAUUGGGCUGUCAUUCAUACUGUUGCUUUCUAAUAGUUUGUCUUUCCCAUGGGCACUGUGGGACAUAGAAAGUGAUGCCUUACAUAUGUGGUGGAUUUAGGUAUUUUCAUAUGUGCACCUUAAUAUUUCAGGUAUCUAGCUGCAUCUCAUUACACAACAGAGGGUUGUUAAUUGGUAUUUUCACUUGUGGCUGUCCUUUAUUGGGGAGCAAGUAAAUAGAUUCACACCCUUUUAGGAAAAACAGACAUGACCUUUGCCACUGCAGCUGCCCUUUGAAACUCAGGCCAUUAACAAAACUGAGGUUCCAAGAGCACAAAUGGGAACUGACAGUGCAUUAGUGGGCAGCCAUUUCCCCUUCAUUUAAACCUCUUCAUGUACGCAUUUUCAUCUGUACAUGUUCUUAUUGAACUUGGAAAAAUGGUCAGCCUUUGUUUCCAUCUCUACAGUGUCACAUUUCAUUAGCAUAUUAGUACCAGCAAUGAUCCCAAUCACUUACAUUAUGUCCCUUCCACUGAAUGAGCUUCCACUGUUAUCUGCCCUAAACUGGUUAAAAUUCAUUGCACUACCUCCAGAUCACUGAUAAGUUGUUUUCUCUGCUUUUCUAGUCUUCUUUCAGAAGUUGUACACAUCACCACAGUGAUUUACUUUAAUUCAUUUGUAACUCAAGGCAGAUAAAUUUAUAAUGCUGUUACUGCAACAUUGUUUUCAUAUGGUAAAUGAAUGUUUGUGAACUUCUAGGGUGCCAUUCUCACAAUAUGCAUAGUUUUGUUUUAUUCAGCAGUGAUUCUGUUAACUACUUUACUAUUAGUGAUUUUUAGACUGUCUGGCCUGUAACCACCUGCCUCUUCCUCUUUUUCUGAUAUUACUUUCAUAUUGCACACAUACUCUUCUUCUACCAUGUCUACAGAGCUACAGUUGCAUGCAAUGAGUUAAUAAAUAAAACUAUCCAAAGUGCAGCAAGUACUUCUGUGACCUGAGUUACUCCCUCUGAUGUACAUCUUCUGUUCUUAUUGCUUUGAUCCCUUUUAGGUUGUUUUAUAAUGUUCUGUCAGAGUAAAUUAGUGGCAAAUUUCCUUACUCAGCUUCUUGUAUUUUUUAUUUAGGAAAUUAGAUGUUUUACUGCUCUAAUAGGGAAACAGUCAGCCUGCAAUAACAUUUUGACUGACAGCUACAACUGUUCAGGCUGAAAGCUGUACUGCCCCAUCCCACAGUGCACCACUUCCUGAUGCCUUUCUACAGUUGUGCCUUUCCAUCCUCAGAGUACACCACUUCCUAUUGCCUAUCUCCAGGUAUGCCCUCCCAUCCCACAGUGUACCACUCCCUGAUGCCUGUUUCCAGGUAUGCUUUCCCUUCCCACAAUGACACCUGUCUCCAGCUAUGCCCUCUCAUCCUGCAGUGUACCAGUCCCUGACACCUGUCUCCAGCUAUGUCUAGCCAUCCCACAGUGUACCACUCCCUGCAGCCUGCCUCCAGCGGUGCCAUCACAUUCCACAGUGCACCACUCCCUGCUGCUUGUCUGCUGUUCUUUCCCAGUGUGAGCACCCCAUGGUGCAAGAAACAGAAACAGACUUCAGAUUUUAGCUAAACUGUAAAAUUUUAGUUGAAGUUGUCUUGUAUGUAUAUUUCUGUUUUUAUUCCUUGUAAUCCUUCUUUGGACUUAAUUUAGAAUCUUCUGUAGUGAUUUCUUAUUUUCCCUAUUUAUCUGUUCUGACCCCUAACCGGGAAAAGCUGAAAGACACAACAACAACAACUUCCGUUCUGAGUCUAGGCAAUUUCAUGAAUGUCACAGCUAUGACUUCAUUACCAUUAAAUGUGUCAGUAUUGAAUAAAUAAUGCCUGCU
Protopterus annectens (West African lungfish) is the source of this 4943-nucleotide messenger RNA. Its product is annotated as N-acetyllactosaminide beta-1,3-N-acetylglucosaminyltransferase 2-like. The coding region runs from base 720 to 1898 and encodes 392 amino acids. Gene Ontology annotation, molecular function: hexosyltransferase activity. The transcript has 4 exons. Gene Ontology annotation, cellular component: membrane. Lineage: Eukaryota; Metazoa; Chordata; Ceratodontiformes; Protopteridae. The record is from RefSeq and is a predicted model, not a curated record.